Hyposmocoma kahamanoa is the source of this 1082-nucleotide messenger RNA. RefSeq names its product ribosome biogenesis protein BOP1 homolog. Lineage: Eukaryota; Metazoa; Arthropoda; Insecta; Lepidoptera; Cosmopterigidae. Gene Ontology annotation, biological process: ribosome biogenesis; maturation of LSU-rRNA from tricistronic rRNA transcript (SSU-rRNA, 5.8S rRNA, LSU-rRNA). The coding region runs from base 1 to 987 and encodes 328 amino acids. Gene Ontology annotation, molecular function: protein binding; ribonucleoprotein complex binding. Gene Ontology annotation, cellular component: preribosome, large subunit precursor; PeBoW complex. The record is from RefSeq and is a predicted model, not a curated record. The transcript is spliced from 5 exons.
AUGCACAAGCUGCAGCAGCAAAGUGGACAUAUCUUCGACGUGGUGAGCCUUCCCGAAGAAAUGGUCCUGGCUGUUCUGGGGCAUGACCGGUACUUUCCAGUUAGGCACGGUCUACCUCAGUCCUCCACCUCGUCUGGCAUCCACGGAGAAAGGAAAGGGCCCUCCUUGACCCCCGUCUCUGCGGACGCCACCGAUAAACCGAUGGCGGCUAGCUGUGAUGAUGAGUGCGUGUCGGGGAUGGGAGACAUCCGACUGAGCGAGGACGAGAAGCUACCGUCUACUGAUGGCGGAUUCCCCCUCUCUCGCUAUUCUUGGGCGCUCGGCGUGCGCGCGGCCGUGACGCACUUCCGGCCCGUGGCGCACGUGGCGUGGCACGCGCGCGGCGACUACUUGGCCGUGACGCUGCGGGACGCGGCCGCGCGCGCCGUCGUCGUGCACCAGCUGUCGCGGCGCCGCUCGCAGCUGCCCUUCGGCCGCUGCAAGGGGCUCGUGCAGUGCGCCGUCUUCCACCCGCUGCGGCCGCUGCUCUUCGUGGCCACGCAGCGCGUCGUGCGCGUGUACGACCUGGUCAAGCAGGAGCUGGUGCGGAAGCUGGAGCCGGGCGCGCAGUGGAUCAGUGCGUUGGCCGUGCACCCCGCGGGCGACAACUUACUGGUGGCGUCUUACGACCGCAAGGUGAUGUGGUUCGACCUGGAGCUGUCGGCGCGGCCCUACCAGACGCUGCGGCUGCACGGCGGCGCCGUGCGCUCCGUGGCCUUCCACCGGCGGUACCCGCUGUUCGCCACGGCCGGCGACGACCCCUACAUCGUCGUCUCGCACGGCAUGGUUUACAACGACCUGCUGCAGAACCCGUUGCUGGUGCCGCUGAAGCAGCUGGCCGGACCUUCGCGCGUCGCGGAGCUGUGCGUCACCGAGCUGCGCUUCCACCCCACGCAGCCGUGGCUGCUGGCCGCCGGCGCCGACCACUCGCUGCGCCUCUACUCCUGAUCUUACGAUACACGACUACCCCGGUUGAUAUUUCUUUUGUUCUCAUUCCACCUAUUGAGAGAAUAAACAAUAUGUUUUGGCAAUAUCGUUUUACU